This is a messenger RNA of Plasmodium coatneyi, 1947 nucleotides long. RefSeq lists its product as uncharacterized. The record is from RefSeq and is a predicted model, not a curated record. Bases 1 to 1947 code for a protein of 648 amino acids. The transcript has a single exon. Lineage: Eukaryota; Apicomplexa; Aconoidasida; Haemosporida; Plasmodiidae.
AUGGAUCCUCCCUCGAAAGAUACUUGCUGCUACUGCUUCGGCAGCACAGAUGGAAAGCCGUACCACCACGUCAUGUGGAAGUCAUACAAAAUGUGUGUCCGAUGCAAAACCAACUUGAAAAACUGCUUCUCCUGCGAAAGGAAAAUAAAGGAAAAGACAUCCUCACGAAGUUACGCCCCUUGCUGCCAAUCCACAUACGAUAAUUUAUGUGACAUAUGUUGCGAGCUACCCAUCAUCUGUUGUGAUAAAAAAGUGGGGGAUAUCAUACCUGAAGUUUUGUACCUCCUAGAUUUAUACAUGGGGAUUAGGGUUCCCCCCAAUUUUGUAACCUACCAGAAUAUUUACACCUUUAACAAGGAAAGGUUUAACGACGCGAAUCAUCGCUGCACGUUUGAGUAUGACCACGUUGGGUAUGCGCAGAAGGGAGAGCCAGCCGAACUCAGCGAAGUUGCAGCAACGGGAGGGGACCCCCCACCGAAUGGGAAAAACGGCAACAUCAUUGAAGGAGAUUUCAAAUCGGAUCAGAACCAAAAAGGGGGCAUAAAAACACUCCUUCGGAAACUAACUCGUUCGAGACAUCGGUCAAAAAAAAGAAAAAAAAAAAAGGACAUGUCACGAAAAGGUGAAGGACAAAAGGUGAACUUUUCGAGCCCGUCAAAAAGUAACAAAGUAGGAGAGGGAGAUAGUGGUGGAGAUUCCCACCCCGUCGUUCCCUCUACAAAGCUACCCCCCACUGGGGGGAACAACCAGCGAAGUAGGGAACGAAAAAUUCACAAACUGAAGAAAUUGGUUUCCACAAAAUCGAGUGUAUACAGCAAGGCAGCGGCGCCCCUCUUGGACUACAUCAAAUUGCUGAGGAAUCGGAAGAAGGGAAGUAGGGAAGACAGGCGAGGCAGAAUUUCUCUACACAAGACGGACGCAACAGUGGAAGAGGAAAAGAACAACAAAACGGAGACAGACAAUAUGAAGAACACAACGAGGAUCUCGACCCGCAUUGCGGCCCGGAUCGCAUCUAAAGCGGUUACUCAAACGGUUUACAAAACGACUGCCCAGACGGUUGCCGAAAUGGCUACCUCGACAGAACUGAAGUCGUACGAUUUGCAUCUCGUGCUUUCCUUUUCCAACCAACCGAACGAAGAGGAAAUUUUCACACGGCUGUUACAUAACGAGCUGAAAUAUACCGAUGUGUUAUACCUACGGAAUAUGUUGAAGCAAAAGGAAGAUGGAGAAAGGACCAUAGCAUCGUGCAACUGUGUAAUCGUGUCACAAAAAAAAUUACUCCUUUUGCAUGAGCAGAAUAAGAUGAUACAAAAUUAUGCCUAUAGAAAUUUAAAACUACAUGAACUGUUGCCAAAAAAUAAUGAGCACAUAAAACUGGUUGAUCAUCUCUCGUUAGCUAAUUGCUUGCCAGAUAUUUCCUUCUGCUUUUACAUGUCCCACGAGCUGAUGCAUACAUAUCUAUGGGUCUGCCAUUUAGACACAUCUGUGCACUUUGAGGAAAUACAAAAAAUUGUAAAGAAGCUCCACUCGAAAUCUUUUCAUGUAGGAAGUGAAAACAACCGUGGGGAUAAAUUCCACAAAAGUUUAGCUUAUUAUUUGUCACCUGCAUUGGAGGAGGCCCUGUGCGUGUUUGCGUCUGUUCAGUUUAUGCAUCACGUGCGGGAGGUCAACACAGGUGUGUGCGAAAGUGGACAUUCUUAUGAUCUGGGAGGUGAAAGUAUCCAUGAGCGUGAGGACGAGCUGAUAAACUACUACAUCAGAACAUGCGAACGGGGGGGAUCCCCCAUGUAUGGCAAAAACUAUCGAGAGCUAAAAAGAAUGAUGAAGAAUUAUACGCUGGUGGAUAUUCUGCAAAUCAUUGGCGACAUAAAGCACGCACGUUUUUACCCGGUGGUAACUCUGCGAUUACUGCGCGCUGUGAUUUCCUCUAUCCGUGUUGUAAGUUAA